AUGCCCAAAAUCAAGGACGGUCUGAUGGCCUGCACCCUGGCCGAGCAGACAACUUAUCUCAAUGAAAUCCUCCAGCGACGCAAGUACUGUCUUGACCUUCUCGCCUCACACGAACAAAACCACCCGGACGCACUUUGGAACCCCUCAGAAGACAGACAGGGGCCGGAACGCGAACCCAUUUCAAUCCCUGACAGAGCGAACCUGAAAUUGGCCACCCGAAUCACUUUUGACGCAAAGCAGAAGAUCAUCUGGCCUCCAAAGUUCACCCGUCUUAGCGAUGAGCUUGUCUACAUGGCGACCAAGUUUUUGAAGGCCAGUGAGCGGACACUCAAGUAUCCGUAUGACUUCAAUGACCGUGGAGAUAUUCGCGAGAAGCGAGUACCGUCCGGGGUCUCGCCACUUAACUGGGCUCACGGAUUGCCAUUCUUCCCCGUCUUCAAGGGCUAUUACAUUCUCUGUGGUCGUGAACAUGCCAAAUGGAUCGGGUGGCUUUUGAACCCGAGACUUCACAGAAUCAUGAUGGCGUAUUCCAUGUGGACAAUUGGACCGGUUGUUGCACCGGGCUCUGCGGUUCGUCUACAACGCACCGUUGAGCGUCAGAUGAGAGUUCAUAAGCCAUUGUGUGCAAAGGAUGUUGAGAGAAGGUGGGAAAAGGCCGAGUCAGCUCGGGACGUGGUCUCCAUGGCUCAUAAUGAUUUGUCCAUCGUGCCUGAGACUCAAUCCGGCGGAUACGUCUUGUUCCCUAUCUGUCGUUUGGAUGGGUAUCAUGUGCGCUGUGGACCAGACUCCAUGCACGGAAAGGGUGUGGAAGUAGGGAAGCGGUGGCUGCUUCAAUGCGGCGUCACGAACUUUGACUACGAUAAGUCACUGCGAAGUCCCUAUUCUAAUCAAUCGAACCCGGCCGCUUUUGGAAUCAAGCAUGAACUGUCGAACGAGAGACAGCAUGGAAAAGUCAUUGGCGAUGCUACGGGAGAGAUGAGUCGAGUGGAAAGCGACGAUGGUCAAUUCCCCAUCUGUCCGACGAAUGAACCAAGCGCUCAAGAUGAGAGUCGGACGAUGAAGCAUUUAACCAAGAAGCGCAAGGCCAGCACUUCUUUUGACGCCGCUAUCGAAAAUCCAGAGCGCGCACACAAGAGAAACGACCAUGCUGGCAAAGUCUUCACCCCCACUGGAACUGACAAGACUACCAUCAAACAGGAGCCUCCCAUCAAAACCGAACAGAUCUCGACCAACAUUGAAACCACCAAGUCCGAGACCACAGCUAUUACCACCACCACCAAGAAUCAAGAAAGAACCCAAUCCUUCAAUGCCGACGUUGCCGCCGGACGUCUGACCCAGAUGGUAACCACCCUCAGUACCAGGAACACCCAGACACCUGGUUCCAGUGACAAUGAAAACAGCAAUCAAACAAGCAGUGAGAUACUCAUCUCCAGUGACAUGAAUGAAGAACAGGCUUUGGAAGAGGCUCUGAUUCAGGGUGCAAUCGAAGACUCCGCCGUCGAAGCUCUUCGCGUCGCUGCCGCCGUCGAACCAGGCCAUGUCUUGAGGAUCUCCGCGCUGUUGAACCCUACCUCACCGAGCUCAGAGCAGAGUGAGCUCGAGCAAAUCGAAUAUUUCAACCGGUUAAUUGGAGGCUCUGCAUACAGAGACGAUGAAGAGGAUGAAGAUGGUCUCGGCGACGAGGAAGAAAGUUCCAUGGUCGAGAAGCACGACGCUAACCCAGACGAGUCCACUGAUUGCGCUGGAAAGCAAGGCAAUUUCGAUCAAGAUAUUGACAAAUUUGCUGAUUAG
Molecule: messenger RNA, 1791 nt
Organism: Penicillium oxalicum
Lineage: Eukaryota; Fungi; Ascomycota; Eurotiomycetes; Eurotiales; Aspergillaceae
Exons: 1
Coding region: 1-1791 (596 amino acids)
Source: RefSeq, a predicted model, not a curated record